AGCUAAAGGAGCUAAGGGAGCUAAAGGAGUUAAAGGAGCUGAGGGAGCUAAAGGAGCUAAAGGAGCUAAAGGAGCUAAGGGAGCUAAAGGAGCUAAGGGAGCUAAAGGAGCUAAGGGAGCUAAGGGAGUUGAAGGAGCUAAGGGAAUAAAAGGAGUAAAAGCUCACAUAUAAUAUAGAAAAAGGUAAACUGGGAUAAAAUAAAAUUUUCGUGGACCUAUGGAAAAAAGCAACAAAUUCAAUUGUAAACGUUUGGAUGCAGUGCAUCAUUUAUUUCUCUGCAAAAUAGAAUUAAAAUAAUCUGAAAAGAUAGGUUUAUUAGCGACAUACGGGAUUUUUUCUGAAUGUCCCGAAACUGUGGAACCAGAACCGUAUUUGUGCAAAAUUUAAAGAAAGAGAAAAAAUACUCCCGCU
Messenger RNA from Rotaria sp. Silwood2, 412 nucleotides. Lineage: Eukaryota; Metazoa; Rotifera; Eurotatoria; Philodinida; Philodinidae. The record is from the annotation of a GenBank genome assembly.